This is a messenger RNA of Solea senegalensis (Senegalese sole), 2875 nucleotides long. RefSeq lists its product as uncharacterized. Bases 621 to 2675 code for a protein of 684 amino acids. The record is from RefSeq and is a predicted model, not a curated record. Lineage: Eukaryota; Metazoa; Chordata; Actinopteri; Pleuronectiformes; Soleidae. The transcript is spliced from 7 exons.
GUGAACCAAUAGGAGAGACAGGAACUCAAGGGGCGUGGAUAAUUGCGAACAUGCGCACUGGUUUGACACAUAAGAGUAUGUAGGAUGGCAGGAACGCUGACGUCUCUCCUCCCAUCAACAGUUGGAUAAGACGUGUGACUAAGACAACUUUCCUGUACUGAAACCUUUGAUGAAACAGAAAGAGUAGACACAAGAGGAGUGCUGCCGAAACUUAUACGGAUUAUGGAGGAAUGGGAGCAGUUUGAGAGUGGAACACACCUGAGAAGAAGCAGCAUACAUGGAGAAAGUGUCACUUCUAUCCUAGUUGUUUAGAAAAUCUUCAUGUUUCUUCAAAUUUGCUGUAAAAACCUGCAGAGGGAGCGGAGCAGAAAAAGAUUGGAACAUGAAAAAGAGGGAAAUAACCCAUGACGGGAAUAACAACAAGAGUUGGAGACGUGGGUGAUGUCUUGCUUUUUUCACAAAUACUUUUUUCCGUCCUUCAGUCUGUCUUUAAAGCAACAUAUUAUAUAAGUCUGUGUGGAUUCUACCCCCCUUUUUUUGCGGAAUAUUUUGUGGCGUACUCUUUGUGGAUAUGCUUUUCUUUGACUUCUGUAUGUGACACACAGCAGUUUGGUUCCUAGAUGUCUGAUUCACAUAAUCCGGCAGAUACUCAGGGCUUGCUGCAGUCCAUGCUGCAGAGACUGAAGCUCCAGCCAGGAAGAGACGGCCAGUCAUUCCCACACACCCCCAGGACGACCACAGCUGCUUCCACAUGGAGUCAAAAUGGAGACGGUGAAGUAUCCAUCCACCCUAUCAAUGGGUUUGGUAUCAAUGGUGUCCCUUCCAAACAGUUCGGGGUCUCUGCUGCCCACAGUUAUGUUGACUUUAAAGUUGGGGAAAUGCAGCAACCACGUCAUGUCUCUGGAAUGGACAAGGGUCUCACUUCCGUACCCUCCCUGAAAGACAACACUGAUAAUGAUUUGGAUGAGAACAGAGUGCUUGAUGAAGUCACAUCGCCUGACAUCACCCCAACAGGAACAGGGCAGUUGUUUCCUGCUAAAUCACCUAAAGGUCAUAAUAUCGCUUCCUUUGAGGAGACUGUUAGAGAAAGAGUGACAACUGCUAAUUCUACAACGAUAAAGCACAUUUCUGGUGAUAAGGAUGCUGUUGCAAACAUUGAACAGAAUCAGAUCCGGGAGCAGGAAACGGAUCAGGAUUUUACACCCAAACUCUACACAUGGUCCCUGAAACCCACACAUGCAAAUGUAGACACUGGAAAUGGCGAGAAUAAAGUGUUGCAUAUGGGAAAUGGAGGUUUUGGGGCCUUCGAUCAAAGGACAGACAUGCAAUUUGUUGCAAAUAGCCAAACAACAAAGAAUAGCAGCUCAAGAAGAAAUCAGCAAUCAUCUGAGAAAAAAACAAGGAGGUGGACGCAGAAGAUUAAGGAGAGGUGGUUGGACAGGCCGGGGAGUUUUGGCAAAAAGGGAAAGGCAAGAGGUGGAAAUGUAGACCACAAAGUUGAACAAGGAACUGAGAGUUUACCUCAGAAGCAAGAACAGACGGCAGAAAAUCUCAUCAGUUCAGCAAAUAGAGAGGAAGGAAGGAUCCGCCUCCUAUUAGACAGCAGUGAUCCCAGUGAAACCCUUCCUUCACUCCCAGAGGAAAGCACGCCUGUAGAGCGAGUCAGGACAUCUAGUGACUUUGACCUUUGUCUGGGCUCAUUCAGCCUCCUGGAGGAGAUUGUCACUGGUCAAGAGUGGGCUAAGUUUCUUGACCCCAACCUCACAGCCUCCUCAGCUAAUCACACACCAAGAGAGGACCCGCAGAGCCAAUUCACAAGCUCACCAACUUCUCAGGAUAGUGGUCUGUCGUCUCUGAUAUUGAACCAACAAGGAGAUGGGAGCAGUCAGUGGAGCUUCAGGGCAACCGAGUCAUCACCAGCUCCAGAAUUCGGUUCAGCAGCACAAGAAUCACUUCAUGCAUUUCAGCCCGUCAGCAUGGACGUGUCCGAGGUCAAACAGCAGCAGGAAGUUCACAGAGCAACCGAUCGGUCAGAGCCAAUGGAAGACGAGCAGUCAGGACAGAGACAGAGACCUCCAUUCUUUGUAGAGUCUUCACACACCGUGGUCAACUCAGCGCUGAAGAAAGUCCCCCUGAACAGAAAGAGACAGCACCAGUCAGCUGAGAGGGGCGAGAGGCUUCACUCUGAGAAAACAGGUGAUGGAAAAGGAGUUUCUUCACUGAUGAUUACCCAGAGUCAUAUGAUGGAUGAAACACAGCAUGAUUUUCUCAUGCCUUUAAACACCAGAAACUUCACUCCUACUCCUCUCUCUCCAUCCUUUAAACCCUUUGCUCCUCCACCUCGGGGAGUCCUGAAGCAGUCCAUGUCCCUGGAUUCAGAGUCCUCGGUGGAAACGGAGACAAAAAGGAGACGGGUAGAGGAGAAUCGUCGGGUUCGUUUUUCAGAGGAGGUGUUAACCAUCGACCCUCCAGAGCUGGGUGAUUAUGCUACAGACUCAGAGGAGGAUUCAGGAGCAGACAGUGACUCUGUGAUAGAGCACGAGUGUGAGGAGGAGCAGGCAGUGACAGAGGAGGCAGCAGCGGCUUCAUCAGUAGCACGUCGGCCUGCUCUCCCCGCCUGGAUAAAGGCUCUGAAGAGGAGGAGCACGGGGAGGAAGCAGAGUUACGAUCUGUGAAACUAUGAAAAAAAGAAAAAAUAAUUUGUCUCACACCUAAAAUAAAGAGAAAAAGAAAAUAAAUGAGGUUGAGAUGGUUUGUCUUACACCGUCUUCAUCUGGUUUGACAUGUUUGAAAUAAAUGACAGAUUUAUUUUCAUCCAAGGCCGAUGAUAUCAUAGUAUUUCUAUAAAAACAUUGAAUAAACUACAUGAUCGCUU